AUGGCUGAUAAAUCCAAAUGUAUUGGGUACAUCAGUGAUGCUUGAGAAAAAUCAAAAGACACUAUACUUUUUCACUUACUUUUCACCUAUCAGGGGAUUCCCUACGCAGUUGCCAUGUGCACCCCAGAAACUUUCCAAGCCCUGGACACCUUUGAAGCUAGAAGUGAUGACAUCCUGCUAGCAUCUUACCCAAAGUGUGAUAAGUUCUCACCUAAGCAGACUCAUCCUAAACUUCUCUUGUGUGAUGGCAUUGUGAACAUGGUCAGCAUCCCAUCCCUACAUCAGAGAAUGAAGCUGUUUCCAUUACCAAGGAUUUUGACAACUCACCUCCAUUAUGACAAAUUACCUGGGUCCAUCUUCAAGCACAAAGCCAAGAUACUGGUGAUAUUUUGAAACCCCAAAGACAUGGCUAUAUCUUUUUUCCAUUUCCACAGCAAUGUUCCGGAUAUCCCAAGCUAUGCCUCCUGGGCUGAAUUCUUCAGACAGUUCAUGAAGGGACAAGUUUCUUGGGGAAGCUAUUUUGAUUUUGCAAUUAAUUGAAAUAAGCACCUUGAUGAUGAAAAUGUUAAGUUCGUAUUAUAUGAAGACUUGAAAGAGGAUCUGGCUACUGGAGUAAAACAAAUUGCUGAGUUCUUUGGAUUCUCCCUAACUGGAGAGCAGAUUCAAACUAUCUCAGCCCAGGGUACCUCCCAAACAAUGAGAGAAAAAUCUCAGGAAAUGCGUGGUGCCAUUGGCCCCUUCUUGUUUCACAAAGGUGAAGUUGGUGACUGGAAACAUUUGUUCACUGAAACUCAGGACCAAGAAAUGGAUGAAAAAUUCCAAGUGUGCUUAGCAGGCACUUCCUUUGGAUACAAGCUAAAGUAUGAAUCAUAUUGCCAGGCUUGAUUCUG
This is a messenger RNA of Perognathus longimembris pacificus (Pacific pocket mouse), 890 nucleotides long. RefSeq names its product sulfotransferase family 6B member 1 (gene Sult6b1). Gene Ontology annotation, cellular component: cytoplasm. NCBI's taxonomy places the organism in Eukaryota, Metazoa, Chordata, Mammalia, Rodentia, Heteromyidae. Gene Ontology annotation, biological process: sulfation. The record is from RefSeq and is a predicted model, not a curated record. Gene Ontology annotation, molecular function: sulfotransferase activity.